UCCCCGCUCAUCGACACAAUCCCGUCUCCUCCUGCGUCCCAUCGCCAUGUCCAAGUUCGUCCUUCUGCUCGCCCUCGCGGCAACCGCCGUCUACGCUGCGCCCUCCUCCAAGAUUGAGGCUCGUCUCGCGGCCACGCUCGCCUUCUCGUCGUCAACGGCAAACGUUCUCGUCUCCUUCCCAGGAACGACAGGCCCAGUCCUUGCCCGAUUUGAGAAGACCACUUUCGCCACCCGAGGUGCCCGAGCGACCGCUAUUGCCGACGCCCUUCGCGCCAACUCGGUCCAAGCUCAAUCCGAGGCUCGCGCCCUGCUCGACUCUGCCUCCAUUUCGUACGAAGUCUUCUGGAUCACGAACCAGAUCUACAUUCGCAACGCGGAUGCCGCCCUCGUCUCGAAAUUAGCCGGUCUUCAAUCCGUGGCUGAGAUCUCGCAAGAGUUCGAAGUCUCCGUCAUCCCUCAUCACAUUGAAGGACAAACCGCCCGAAAGGCUGGUAUCUUAGCCGAAUGGGGAGUUGAGAAUAUCGAGGCCCCCGCGGCCUGGGCUCUUCCCGGUGGAAAUAACGGCGCUGGCGCGAUCGUUGCCGGUAUCGAUACUGGAGUCCACGCCACGCAUAUCGAUCUUGCGGACAAUUUCGUUGGAACAAAUUACGGAUGGAGGGACGUUACCCUUUUCGGAACGCAGACCCCCAGAGACGACAAUGGUCACGGGACUCACACCAUGGGCACCAUCGUCGGCGCUAACGGAAUCGGUGUCGCGCCAGGAGCGAGAUGGAUCGCUUGCAAGGCUUUGAGCGCACAAGGAUCCGGAACCAAUGCUGGACUUAUCAGUUGCGGACAAUGGGUGGCGUGCCCAACUCUGCCAAACGGUCAGAGCCCAGAUUGUACCAAGAUUCCUCAUGUCGUUUCCAACUCUUGGGGAGGCGGUCAAGCUAACCCGUUCUACAAUGAGGUUAUCAACACGUGGCACUCGAUGAACAUUGUCCCAAUCUUUGCCAACGGAAACUCCGGUCCAGCAUGCACCACGGCUAACUCACCUGCUGACAGUUUGGCUGGCGUUAUUGGAGUGGGCGCUACGACUGAUACCAACGGAUUGGCAUCUUUCUCCUCAAAGGGACCAACCAUUGGAGGCCGACCCAAGCCAGAUAUCUCAGCUCCUGGCCAGAACAUCCGCUCAGCGUGGCACACCCCAGGCACCAACGCUUACAACACCAUUUCUGGAACGUCCAUGGCUGCUCCUCACGUCGCUGGAGUUGCUGCCCUUCUCAAGGCCCACAACUCAGACCUCACUUGGGAGCAGAUUAACGCCAACAUGAACAGCAAUGCCAACACGCAAAACGUCGUUCCCACCGGACAAAACUGCGGAGGAGUUGACGAGAGCAUCUUCCCCAACAUGGCGUUCGGAAGUGGAAUCGUCAACGCGAGGGCUUCCCUUGCUGCCGCUAUUGCUGGAAAAUAGAUAUUAAUUACUCAUGAUUUGGAACAUGACCAGUCACUACUAAAUUAUAAUGCAAUUGGAGAAUAAAUCAAAAACACUUUCUCACUCCGAUAAUUUAA
Molecule: messenger RNA, 1554 nt
Organism: Folsomia candida
Lineage: Eukaryota; Metazoa; Arthropoda; Collembola; Entomobryomorpha; Isotomidae
Product: bacillopeptidase F
Exons: 6
Coding region: 47-1456 (469 amino acids)
Biological process (GO): proteolysis
Molecular function (GO): serine-type endopeptidase activity
Source: RefSeq, a predicted model, not a curated record